AUGUUCCCUCAGUGCAAAAUCAGACUCUCCGGCUUGGUCCCCUAUUUGAAGUAUGUGGUCCUGGCGGAUUUUGUGCCAAUGGACAACUUCAGGUAUAAGGUACCUGUUCUUCCCUGGGGCCUGUCACCCCCUACAGGGUUCUGCAGGAGGGGUGAGCUGGAACCCGGCACACGAGAACCCUGGGAAGGGACCAGAGCUGGGCUUAGGAGACCCAGAUCCACAUUCUCCCUGAGCUCGUCCCACCCUAUCGGGUGCGGGACGUUGGGCAAGCACCUUCUCUGCUCUGGUCUGUUUCCUCUUCUGGGGAUGGGGUUCGAUGACUCUUUGAGAUUUGCUCUAGCUUUUCCCUGCUCCCCACCUGCAAAGGGCAGUGAUCCUUCCUGCCUGCUCUCAGCGCGGCCCUUCUGUGUCCUGCAGUGGGCCAAAGACCAGUGGGAGGUGGCGGGCAAGGCCGAGCCGCAGCUCCCUGGCCGCUCCUACAUCCACCCGGACUCACCGGCCUACGGCAGCCACUGGAUGAAGGAGCCCGUUUCCUUCCACAAAAUGAAACUGACCAACAACACCUUGGACCAGCACGGCCAUAUCAUCCUCCAUUCCAUGCACCGCUACCAGCCCCGCUUCCUCGUGGUCCAAGCCGACGACCUCUUCAACGUCUGCUGGAAUAGCUUCCAAGUCUUCAGCUUCCCCCAGACGGUCUUCAUCUCCGUCACGGCCUACCAGAACCAGCAGAUCACCAAACUUAAAAUUGACAACAACCCCUUUGCGAAAGGAUUCCGGGAACAAGGGAAGAAGCCUAGAAGGAGAAUGACUGAGGAGACCCCAUCCCUCGCACAGGGCCCACAGACUCAGCCCGGCCCAGGGGCGGAAGAGGAAAAGGCUUGA
Molecule: messenger RNA, 882 nt
Organism: Vombatus ursinus (common wombat)
Lineage: Eukaryota; Metazoa; Chordata; Mammalia; Diprotodontia; Vombatidae
Product: T-box-containing protein TBX6L-like
Exons: 4
Coding region: 1-882 (293 amino acids)
Biological process (GO): cell fate specification; positive regulation of DNA-templated transcription; regulation of transcription by RNA polymerase II
Cellular component (GO): nucleus
Molecular function (GO): RNA polymerase II cis-regulatory region sequence-specific DNA binding; DNA-binding transcription factor activity, RNA polymerase II-specific
Source: RefSeq, a predicted model, not a curated record